Molecule: messenger RNA, 1897 nt
Organism: Suillus plorans
Lineage: Eukaryota; Fungi; Basidiomycota; Agaricomycetes; Boletales; Suillaceae
Exons: 3
Coding region: 40-1593 (517 amino acids)
Molecular function (GO): protein binding
Source: RefSeq, a predicted model, not a curated record
UUGUCUAAACCAUUAUGCAAAGGACUGUAGUAUAUCGAAAUGAAGCCCCGAACAAGUUUCCUGUCUGUUGCUGAAGAACUUCUGUGUUACAUUCUGAGUUUCCUUCCUUACCAAGAUAUUCUUCGGUGUACAUCUGUAUGUAGGACCCUUCGCCAGACAUACUUGUCCUCCUCCGAACUUCAGUACAUCGUUGAAAUAAGUGGACAACGGUUGCUCGUUAUCUCCAACACGGACAAUAGCAUACCUAUUUCUAAGCGUCUGCAGCUUUUGAGAGACAAAGCUCACGCAUGGUUCAAGGUUGACAUCCACCCUUUCGGAAUUGUCCCCAUAACAAGGCUACCGCUAUCUCGAGAAAACAUUGUUGCUGGUGGGCAUUUCUGCUUCUGGAAUGCACCAGGAGAUACGGCCAUGAUCUUUCCAGUAUUUCCCAAGCCCUCACAACAGUCAAUCCAGCGAAACUGGCUCCCAGGGACGUUGUGUUCGGUUCCACACUCACGCAACCUUGAUGUGUUCAUGGACCCAGCACAAAAUCUGAUCGCUGUCGCUUAUGUCGUUGAUCACAAGACAGUCUAUAUUAACCUUGGAACCAUGAAUGGUGAUGGUGUUCACCCUCAGGCUGCUGGAGAGAGACUGUUUCUGUCGGACGACGCAGAAAACUGCCCUCGAACAUUUGCAAAGCUCAAAGGUUUCGGGAGGCAUAUCGCUUUGUCGCGUCGCUUCAGCGAUGAAAAUGCGAUGAGAAAGGCGUGGCAGCUGCAGAUUUGGGACUGGAAAUACUCGACAACAUCCGGUAGCAUCCUCAGCGGUGUAGUACCACACCGAUCCUACACCCCAAUUGAUUUUCGUUUCCUCGGGAACAAUCGAUUGCUGGUUACAACCGAUAACCUGAAUCUAUAUUCAAUUGAGGACAUGUCCCAACCGCCGGAAUUACUGGCAUGUUUCCUGAUGCCCAUCCCAAUGGAAUUACAGUACCUCUCUUCGAUAGAUGAUAUUGGGCAUAGUUCACAGUCGCACAUGCAAGCCCAAUCGACGAUGUACACCUCAGACCCCACACAUCAACUCAUAUGCCUUUUUGAGCCUGCUGCUCGAGAUAAUACUCAAGUCUUCAUCAUUUCCACGAGGAUUUUCUUCGACCUCCACGGAAUGGCAGCAGCAACGCCAAUACCGUGGCAACAUUGGGGCCCUUCAAAUACUCGUGUUUUCCGGCAACAUGAUCGUCACUACAUUCACAUUAACGGGAAUAGAGUCUUGCAGGCAUUGCCUGACGACACGCAAGAAGGAAAUGGGCGGUCCAUGUUACAUUUGAUGGACUUUAGCCCGCUAGCUGUGACAAACAGGCGGGGUCUAGGCCGAAUGGUGAAAAAGCCGUCCAAGACAUACAUCGGUACCGAUAAAUUUGGAAAGAGCUUGACAACAUCCCUACCUUACGUCCAUGUCGUGCUUUCGGACAGAAAGCUCGAUUCUCUUGAUUCAGAGUUGAUGGGCAUAUGGAUGGACAUGGAUAGGAUUUAUAUGCUCAAUCCAGAUUUGGACCGACCGCUCGGUACCCAUGAUUUCCCAACAUGGGCCAAACUUGAGGUCAUUGACGUCUAGCCUCACUUACACAGCGGUGUGGUAUCAACUCAAGGCCAGUCCCACAUACAUCUAGACUACCACUUAUAAUUAAUGUUUCCCUGUCGAUGCCAAAUUUAACCAUCCGGUCGUAAAACUCUUUCCUCGGUUCGACUUUUCACUCAAGUGAAUAUAUACGGUCGUUACGCAAAUGCAGAAUGCUCUGCACACAAUGUUUCUCAAGACUUCAGUUUGAUUAGGUCACCAGACGGCGUUCACCCGUUGCCACCUACUCACCGGUACUAACUCCAGUGUACUGAUUGUCGAGAUCUGGAUCCCUGUUUUC